AUGCUUAAAAACGUAUUGCUCUCUCUCCUCUUAAUAUAUUCAAAGUGCAUCACAGCGUCAAAACCACACAGCAAACGUCCGCAAGAAAUAUGGUUCAUCGAGUGUCAAUUGGGAAUCGUAAAAGACGCGGAUUGUCCCGUGGACGGGGGCUGGUCGAGCUGGUCGCCCUGGUCCCCGUGCCGCGGCCCCUGCGACAGCAUGGGCGUCCAGACCCGCGCCAGGCAGUGCGACAACCCGCCCCCCUCCAACGACGGCACUCCUUGUUUAGGCCACGACGAAGAAACUGCAUCCUGCUUCCUCACCAACUGCACCGUGGAUGACUACAGACGCCUGGCUUACGGCAACGGGCCUCGCAUGGAAGCCAUGCAUCACCUUGAAGUCGUCCCCGCAAUCAUGGACAGAUGCUUGCUAAUGGACUGCCCGUACGAAGCCAUCGAGGCCGCCCUCAUGGAAGACAACACUUGGGGUCUAAACCCGGAAGUCGUGUGGAACUCUCUACAAUGUGUCAAACAGAAUAUGGGCUGUCUAGUGACCGGCGAAUGGGGCGCUUGGGGCGAGUGGUCCUCGUGCAGUGCUCGAUGCGGGGAAGGCAAACGCUACAGGCUCCGACGCUGCGAUUCUCCUCCACCCUCGACAGCGAGACACCUAUGCACCGGAAAUCCUCUAGAGUAUCAGACCUGCGAAGGCGAUGAGUGCGCUAUAGAGAAACACGUCAUGUACAGUGUCGGCGCAUCGUGGGGGGAAUGGAAGCCGUGGACGCUCUGCUCGGAGACCUGCGGGCCCGGGGUGAGGAGACGCCGAAGAAUUUGCGAAGAGAAAAGCAGGCCGCUGAUCGCCGGUACGUGGGGAACGCAGUGCCAGGGACAGCACGACGAACUAAAGGUCUGUAAUGGGUUGAAGUGUGUGCUCGACGGCAGGUGGUCCGGCUGGGGUGUCUGGGGGCCGUGCUCGCGGACCUGCGGCGCCGGUCGACGGAUCCGCUACCGGACCUGCACUCGGCCCGUGCCCGCCGGCGGCGGCGCGUCUUGCCAAGGGCCCAAAACUGACGUAGACUCCUGCCACCUCAGCCCGUGCACCACUUUUUCACACAACAUCGCCGCCCUAAACGGAGACUCCUUCCUCAACUACAAUUUCGAGAAAAAACGCUCAACUUUUUUCCAUUUAUACAUAAGGUUCUUACCGCUGUCCCCUUAUGGCACCCUGGCGCGACGCGGCGAGCUACACGACCCUUUAAUGAGACUAAGUCUUCAAAAGUGGCUAGUUUGUCUAGAUGCGAGUGAGCUUACGAAAACAUGUAAUUUGCAUAGACUAUGUUCCCCGUCGGCCAUAGAACCGGCAGUUUGGCACAACGUCUUAGUUACUAUAACUAACAACGAGGUAUCGUUGAGACUUGAUGACGCUCGCAUUUCUAUCAAAAGCACUUUCCCUUGUUACCCAGACUUAGCAAAUGAUAAUAUGAAUAUUUUUAUAGGUGAAAAAUUACAUGGAGAAAUUCAAGAAGUCGUAGUGAAUUUUAUUCCGAUGGGCUUGAUUCGACCCGAGCGCCCUCGAUCGGAUUUUUAUCCCGCCUCGAUUCGUAACGUGGUUUUUGAUGAAGGCAACAUCGAGGAAGGCUUUCUGACCCUUGAUUCCGAUCAUUAUUUGAGACUGCCGUGUUUCGAAAACCCGGCUGCAUGGCAGUUGGAUCUAACAGUGAAGCCUAAGGGAGUUUCAGGAACGUUGGUUUUCUUGCGGGACGGAAGUAACAAUAGCUGGUUACAUUUGUCUCUUCAGAAUAUGAGACUGAGGUUACAGGUUAGUUUUCAUGGGUGUCGAACAGAAAGCUCCGGAUCUGUGAAUUACUAUCCUGACGAAUGGCUGGACAUAGUUGUAAUAAAGAAAAGAUAUACUUCGUCAGUGGAAACGUCAAUAAAUGCUGGUGAACGCAUAUACGCUGUUUUAGAAGAGAAAAUUAGAUUUCAAAGGAAAACGUGUAAAUUAGGAAGUUUUUUCAAAAAAUGUGAUACAAGCCCGAUUCCCAUAGCAACAAAUUAUUCCGACGAAGACCUUUACAAACAAAGCGAAAAUGUAAUAUUGCCUCUUUGCGACGACGAAUUCUUUGUGGGAAGCAUACCUUAUGAGUACAACCAGGUCGUUAAUGAUGCCGUAUCAUUUUCAGGCAUCUUAGCUCUGAUUGUUAUAAAUGGGGAAAUGCAAGAUUUGCACAAGCUUAGUAUGGAGAGAAGCAGGAGCGACGGGGUGCAGGUGUCCUCACGGACUGCGAGCGUCUCGGGCUUUUACCAUGAAGUCGCUUGGGGAUUCUCCAACCGACUAAAUCUGACAUGUCUACACGCACGAAUGGGCUUGCCGCUUAAUAUAGCACACUGGCUGUACCUAGACACGAUUAUCCACAACAAAAUCAGUACUAAAACAGCCCGUUCUAUUGACGACGGUAGAGUACUAAGACUUGUAGCGUCAGCCGAGAAUGAGCGGCUCCUGAGAGGUUUCUAUACAUGCCGCUCGCACAGCAAGCGAUGGACACACAACAUAGUCACAUAUGGCGUCCUAGGAAAGGUUCCCGAAAGACUUUCAUCUCCAGACACUAUCACAGCCAUUGCUUUAGUGACAACAUUGAUGCUCAUAAUAGGAACUUUAGGAUGGAUGUUCGUGGAAGCUGUAGAAGACAUUAAGCAUGGGUAUGGUUAUUAUCGCGACCGGCAUCUAACUCCUGAAGAGGAAGCAGAGGCUAUAUGCGAUUAUAUAGACAACAACGUCCACCUGAUCGGGUCUCGGAGCGCAGCGGAGAUAGCUAAAGCCAGAGCGAGACAAAAAGGGAAAAAGAAGCAGGAAGCGAAAAGCAAAGAAAGCGUGGCAGCUCAAGAACCUCAAGGUAUGAUGGAGGAACUGGAUAGCAGUUCAUCCAGACGCGUGUCGAUGCCAGCUAUUGAAGGUUCCGAAGACCAAGACCCAAAUUUGUUCACAUGUGAACCUUGCUACGUCAGCUCUCCAAGACACGGCUCGAACAUAACCCCUCGAUCUUACUUGACGUCUACCUCAACCGACACGGUGAGCCCGAGGGUGUUAUGCUCCAGGUUAUUGUUGUGGAGAGGCAUCAGGUCGAAGAGGAUUAGGAAAAGAGUGAUCGGUCCUAGUAAGCAGAACUCAAAAUUACUUACGAUCAAGUCUUCGACCUUCGUGGAUCAGUCCCCUGCGAAAAAGGUGCUGGAGAGGUUUCAGAAACUCAAGAGUAAUGAUUAGUGACAU
This is a messenger RNA of Cydia amplana, 3243 nucleotides long. RefSeq lists its product as uncharacterized. The record is from RefSeq and is a predicted model, not a curated record. The coding region runs from base 1 to 3237 and encodes 1078 amino acids. The transcript has a single exon. Lineage: Eukaryota; Metazoa; Arthropoda; Insecta; Lepidoptera; Tortricidae.